Molecule: messenger RNA, 3237 nt
Organism: Chaetura pelagica (chimney swift)
Lineage: Eukaryota; Metazoa; Chordata; Aves; Apodiformes; Apodidae
Gene: ADAMTS14
Product: ADAM metallopeptidase with thrombospondin type 1 motif, 14
Exons: 24
Coding region: 1-3237 (1078 amino acids)
Biological process (GO): extracellular matrix organization; proteolysis
Cellular component (GO): extracellular matrix
Molecular function (GO): metalloendopeptidase activity
Source: RefSeq, a predicted model, not a curated record
AUGUGGGAGCUGCUCCUGGCUGGCAAGCUCCGGGAAUAUGGGGUGAUCGUCCCCUUCAGCACCGACUGUCGGGGCCGGUUCCUCUCGCACGUCGUGUCCGGAGCUUGCCUCUUCACCGGCGGCAUCUCCGGCAUGCCGGGCGCUGCCGUGGCCAUCAGCAACUGCGACGGGCUGGCUGGCCUGAUUCGGACAGACAGCAACGAGUUCUUCAUCGAGCCCCUGGAGAGGGGGCAGCAGGAGACAGAGGAGCACGGGAGGGCCCACGUGGUGUAUCGCCGCUCGGCCAUCCGGCAGGACGCUGCCCAACCCCACCAAGACCUUCACCCCCAAGUGCCUGGGGUGCAGGUGGGUGACCUCCCCAACUCCCUGGAGGUGAUGACGGGGCGACUUGGGGGGGACGCCGAGCGCAAGAGGCGUCACACCAGGAAGGAUGACUACAACAUUGAGGUCUUGCUGGCAGUGGAUGACUCGGUGGUACGAUUCCAUGGGAAGGAGCACGUCCAGAACUAUGUCCUCACCCUCAUGAACAUAGUGGAUGAAAUCUACCACGACGAGUCCCUGGGGGUUCACAUCAACAUUGUGCUGGUCAGGAUGGUCAUGGUGGGAUAUCGCCAGUCAGUCAGCCUGAUAGAGAGAGGGAACCCAUCCCGGAGCUUGGAGCAGGUCUGUCGCUGGGCGCACUCGCAGCAACGCUCCGACCCGUCGCACGCCGAGUACCACGACCACGCUGUCUUCCUCACCAGGCAAGAUUUUGGUCCUGCAGGCUACGCGCCGGUGACCGGGAUGUGCCACCCGCUGCGCAGCUGCACCCUCAACCAUGAGGAUGGUUUCUCCUCUGCCUUCGUUGUCGCCCACGAGACUGGCCAUGUGCUGGGCAUGGAGCACGAUGGCCAGGGAAACCGUUGUGCUGAUGAGACCAGCAUGGGGAGCAUCAUGGCCCCCCUGGUCCAGGCUGCCUUCCACCGCUACCACUGGUCCCGCUGCAGCAAGCAGGAGCUCAACCGCUACAUCCACUCCUAUGACUGCCUGCUGGACGAUCCCUUUGAGCACCAGUGGCCCCCCCUCCCCAAGCUGCCAGGCAUUAACUACUCCAUGGACGAGCAGUGCCGCUUUGACUUCGGCGUGGGCUACAAAACCUGCACGGCCUUCCGCACCUUCGACCCCUGCAAGCAGCUGUGGUGCAGCCACCCGGACAACCCCUACUUCUGCAAGACCAAGAAGGGACCACCCUUGGAUGGGACUGAGUGCUCUCCAGGCAAGUGGUGCUUCAAGGGUCACUGCAUCUGGAAGACGUCGGAGCAGCCCUACAGCCAGGAUGGUGGCUGGAGCUCCUGGUCCAAGUUUGGCUCCUGCUCCAGGACCUGUGGGGGAGGCGUCCGCUGGCGCAGCCGGAGCUGUGACAACCCCUCGCCAGCCUAUGGUGGGCACCACUGCCCAGGACCCACCUAUGAGUACCAGGUGUGCAGCUCUGAGGAGUGCCCAGGGCCCUACCAGGACUUCCGUGCACAGCAGUGCUCCAAGCUGAACUCCUACUACACCCACCAGAACAGCAAGCACUCCUGGCUGCCCUAUGAACAUCACCAUGAUGCUCAGAAGUGUGAGCUCAUCUGCCAGUCAGAGGGGACAGGGGACGUGGUCUUCAUGAACCAGGUUGUCCACGAUGGGACCCGCUGCAGCUACCGAGACCCCUACAGCAUCUGCGUCCGGGGGGAGUGCGUGCACGUUGGUUGUGACAAGGAGGUUGGGUCCCUGAAGCAGGAUGACAAGUGUGGGGUCUGUGGGGGGGACAACUCCCACUGCAGGACAGUGAAGGGCACAUUGGCCAAGACCCCCAAGCAGCCAGCGGGUGUUUUGAAGAUGUUUGAGAUCCCAGCUGGGGCAAGGCACCUUCAGAUAGAAGAGGUGGAGCCAGCAUCCCACAGCAUCGCUGUGAAGAACCAAGCCACGGGUGACUUCAUCCUGAAGGCCAAGGGCAAAGAAGCCAAAAGCCAAGUGUUCAUUGAGAUGGGCUUGGAGUGGGAGUACACCACUGAGCAUGGCAAGGAGAGCCUGAAAACCACUGGUCCUCUGCACGAGGCCAUCAGUGUUCUGGUCAUCCCUCAGGAGGAGGAGGUGAGGAGCAGCCUGAUGUACCGGUACAUCAUCCACGAAGAUCUGCUGCCCAUGAUUGGAAACAACAAUGUCCUGCUCCUGGAGAUGGAUUCCUAUGAGUGGGCCCUCAAGAGCUGGUCUCAGUGCUCCAAGGCCUGUGGUGGAGGCAUCCAGUACACCAAGUACGGCUGCCGGCGCAGGAGCGACAGCCGCAUGGUGCAGAGGAGCUUCUGUGACACCAGCAGGAAGCCCAAGCCCAUCCGCCGGCGCUGCAACCUCCAGGAGUGCUCCCAGCCCAGCUGGGUGGCUGAGGAGUGGGGUGCCUGCAGCAGGUCCUGUGGCAAGCUGGGGGUGCAGGCCCGUGGGGUGCAGUGCCUGCAGCACCUCAAGGAUGGUACCAACAGGACCCUGCACCCCAAAAACUGCCCCGGGCCCCGGCCCGACACCCGCCGGCCCCGCUGCUCAGCCAGCUGUGGGGAAGGUGUCCAGCAGAGGCAGGUGGUCUGCAAGGGCAGCGAGGGCGGCGGGCGCUGCCAGGGCCAGAAGCCUGAGGCUGUGAGGGGCUGCCAUGUGGUCAUCUGCCCAGAGAAGCUCUCUGGCAUCACCACCACCACGGCUGACCAGGGCACACCCCAGGGGCAGCGGGUGCCCCAGGAUGGACCCAAAAACCCUGUCAGCAAGAUCUCCUCCAGAGAGCCUUGCCUUGGGGACAAGUCCAUCUUCUGCCAGAUGGAGGUCCUGGCCCGUUACUGCUCCAUCCCUGGCUACAACAAGCUCUGCUGUGAAUCCUGUGGCAGGAAAACCUCCCCCAGUGCUGCUCCCAGCUCCUCUCCAUCACUUCCCUCACAUCCCACCACCCCUACCCGGGCAGGGACACCCCCUGGAGACCCCACAGCAGCUUCUUCAGCUGAACCAACCCCCAAGGGAGGGCUUCCAGAGGCUGGAGCUUCCCCAGAGGGGCUACCAGCCCCUAGUGAGGUGGGCAGGGAGGUGGCAGCCAGCCAGGCCCUGCUCAGGUUCUCCCACCUCCUUCCAACCUCCCCCAGCACCCACUGGGUCUCCACCUUCUUCCCCACCCUCUUCAGCUCCAACCUCAACCUAACCUCUCCCUGGCUCAAGAUAAGGUUUGAAGCUGCUGGUCUGUGA